AUGAGAGUGAAGAAGGAACCGAAGUCGUCCGACUGCCUUCGGGCAUGUUCGGUGGCCGCCGCCGACGUGCCGAACUCAGACGAAGCUGCCACGUCACAGGACACGACGGGAGAACAACACGGCAUAGUGUACAUGCCGGAACAAGAGUUUCUACCCAAGCCCAUGCCACCACCAUCCUCUAACGCAUGGCGGGUUUUCCGCCCUUGGCAACAAGAAGCCCAUAGCAACGGCCAACACCCUCCUUACUUCCCAGACGACUAUGACGUCAUCGCCAACCAAAAUGGCGGCGGCGCCGAAUUCGAAUCCAAGGUCAGAACGUCCCCAAGGGCGUCGUGGGGAAACCGCGAGGACAACGAAGGUGGAAGCCAGGAGAAGCCCAUGGACUUGACAACGCUGAACAGACAGCUCUCCAUGUCCAUGUUCAAGCAAGAGGUCGAAAAAUCACCCCGCGCAAAGGAAAGACAGAGUAGAGCCCUGUCAGGCACUUUGCAGUUGCUGGAAGACGAAGGAGAAAGCGGGGUGUUCAAACAGCCCACCGCGUUUGGACUAGAUCCGGACAGUUAUGAGGCGUUUGCCAACUCCCCGCUCGUGCAAGGCAACGAACACUCUUGGAAGACGUCUUCUAGCGUACGCGUGCGCACGCCGGUGCCUUACAAGCCGUCUUUUUCUUACAACUUGUUGUCCCAGACGUACCUACCCUCCUCCUCCUCGUCCUACCACCGCUCGGGUCAUCAUCACCUCUCAACCGGAUACAGCUCGCGAACGGAAGUACGCGGCCCGACUUCCGUUAUCCACCAUCACGGCGACUACGUGCAAGGAAGUUUGAAUUUCCCGCCAAACGCAACGGCCGAGAGUGUCCCAACCAGCGCUCGCAGUGGGCACAGGGAGUCGUCCUCUAUGAGACAGUAUGACCGGUGUAGCUGCACGUCCCUUCGCUCUGGCUCGCAGUACGAUCGCGGGGCGUCCGGCGCUCCUGCUUCGGCCAGUGUCAACAGCAUUGCCGCCCGCUUGCACGCGCUGCGCCGCCGCCAGUGCCAGUCCUACCGGGAGAAGUACAACUACAUCUUCGGGAUGCGGGACGACCUGGUGCCGAGGAGAAGCGCGUCCAGGUCCGCUCGAAAGUUCGGACUUUUCGUGGACUCCGCCAAACCAAAGACGGGAGAUCUGGACGCCCAGCACUGCUUGUGGAAGGCUCAACAGAUCGCAAGGCAGAUUUGUGCUCAAACGGGCCUGAAAACUGGACAUAACUGA
Branchiostoma belcheri (Belcher's lancelet) is the source of this 1251-nucleotide messenger RNA. RefSeq lists its product as uncharacterized. Lineage: Eukaryota; Metazoa; Chordata; Leptocardii; Amphioxiformes; Branchiostomatidae. The transcript is spliced from 2 exons. The coding region runs from base 1 to 1251 and encodes 416 amino acids. The record is from RefSeq and is a predicted model, not a curated record.